UAACGCAAGCCUAAGCAGCGAUCGCAUGUCGAGGGAGUGGCCGAGUCCCUGACGGCCUGGUACAAAAGGCCCACAAAGGUUGCUAGGUCCACGCGGCCACAACAACAUGACAGUUGCGUAUACUUAGACACGGUAAGACCUGUGCAGGGUACACCAGCGGUACAGCCAUGAGCUAUCCACCUCCACAAGCAGGGUAUCCUCCCAACCAGCAAGGUGGCUACCCCCCUCCACAAGGGGGUGGUUACCCCCCUCCACAACAAGGGGGUGGUUACCCCCCACCACAAGGCGGUGGUUACCCCCCUCCACAGCAAGGGGGUGGCUAUCCCCCACCACAGCAGCAAGCCAACUUUGCCCCUAAUCAGCCAGGGGCAGUCCAGCAUCAACCGUGGCAGCCCAACUCAGGCGAGAGUGCCCAGCCAGGUUACACCGGUGAUGACGUCCCUGACUCAGACCCAGAAGACAACGAGAAUGCUUCUGAUGACCAUGGACCUGACCCGGACAUCAGCAAGUUUGGCGGCCUGCAGGGAUACGAACAAGUGGGGCUGAAUGACUGGGUCCCACCGCCUCCCCAGUAUGUACCUCCUGAAAACUAUACCAAACCUCCUGAGCAAUAUGCCCAGGGUGCUGGGCUGACGGAGCAGGAGGCAAGAGAUGCCAUGAUUCAGUUUGUGGCAGAACACUGCUGCUACGGCAAGAAACCUGCAGAGGAACAUAUCAUCAGGGCAAUCAAACCCUCUACUGCCUUCCACUACACUAUGGAAAGUUAUCUCGAGAGCAGAUCUACCAAGUGGGUGCAUGAACCAUACCGAGGCCAAAACAUUGAUGGCCCCCAUAAUGGCUACCCACCAGGCCCCUGGGAUAUUGUGUGUGCUGCUAGUGAGUUUUUUCAUGAUGAGGUCAGGCUCAUCGAGGUGCCACACACAGCUAAAGUACAGAGUUGCCACUCUUGUUACGGCCGUGGCUUCAAACGCUGCCCUCGCUGCUGUGGCAGGGGAAGGGUUCGCUGUUCUUCUUGCCAUGGGAGUGGUCACAAGAUGAGGUACGACCAUCAGACUAAACGGCAUCACAGGGAGACCUGCCACUGGUGCCAUGGGUCAGGAAGGAGAAGGUGUGUCAGGUGUGGUGGGGAUGGGAGGGUGACCUGUGGAGUCUGCCGGGGCUGCCGGGAUCUCAAGUGGUACAUCCAACUGACUGUCAACUUUAAGAACAUGGUGUCUGAUCAUGUGACAGAAAGGACAGACAUGCCUGAUGAGCUCAUCAAGGAUGCAGGAGGGAUGGUCAUCUUCCAACAGACACUGAUCAGGGUGUGGCCUAUCACUCACUUCACCGAUCAGGAUGUGAACGCCAACUCCCAGAGCCUGGUGCAGUACCACAACUCUACCUACGAGAGGGCUGGAAGGAUCUUACAGCAGCGCCACACACUGAGGAAUGUGCCUGUGUUUGAGAUUGACUACAGCUGGCAGGAGGUUAACACGCGCUACUGGGUGUACGGGAACGAACAUCGCGUUCACGCUCCCGACUACCCCCACCAGUGCUGCUGGGGCUGUGUUAUCCUGUGAGGGGGACUCUGGGCUCGGGACCCUAAAAAAACACAAUCUCUCACUGUCAGGGGCUGAAUGGGCCUCCUCCCAAAAAAAGCUUGUGGCCAUGUGCUUGAACUGGAGAUAACCACUACCUCUAGAAUCCCUUCUACUAAAGUAACUCCCUCUACAAUCCCUUGAUUGCAUAUUAUUAAAUGUUGUUCCCCAUGUCAAAAAUUAAAUGCAGCGUAACACUGACACUCUGCAUGCACAAAAAACUAAGAAACUUGAGUUUGGUUGUUGAUAUACAAUAAAAAAAUGAUAUCUAAUUUCUUUUUUUACUUAACAUUGUGCCAUACAAAAAUAUCAUUGGAAAGCUAAGUGUCAAUUUUCAAAGACUCAGUCAUUUCUUUUUCACAGUCUUGUAACAUUAUGUAAAAAUACAAUUGUGUAACCAAGUGUUGUGCAGUGGACAUGUAGCAAGGAAUCAAUUCACCUACAGUAGCAAUUUUGUCAGUCUUUGACUGAUCCAAAUUUUGUAUGAUAUGUUAAUGUAUCUUAUAACUUAAAGGUUUGAUCAUAGUGUGCAGUGCUGCGUAGUCUAAUGUCCAUUGUCAGGUUCCCCUGGUUAGAAACGAUUCCACCGUUUUUCCACAAAAGAGCUUCAUUUUUAUACUUAAUGAUGUUUUUGCAUGCAAAUAUAUUUGUAUGAUGAUGUAAAUAUUUGGACUUCAAAAUGCAUUAUUUCUACAUACUCAGACAUCUCAUAUACACAUUUUGAAAUAAACCAUUUUAUUGGUGAUUGAUCUGAUUCUUCAAACAAGGUUUUCACUUCAUAGAUCUUUCUGUACAAUGAAAUAAUUUAAUUAGUGACAACAACAACAUCAAUAAUAAUUGUAAUAUCUAGAGUAAGAAGAUUUUGCCUCAUUUGUACCCUACUGGCAUCAUAACAAUAUUACCACAGUAGUAUACAAUUCUAUUCAAUACCCUUGAAUAAUGGCAAGGCAAAAUGUAUAAACAUCAGUACCAUAAACUUAAAUCACUUUCAAUCACUUUUAAAACUUUACCUUACAACAAAUUGCUAUAAGAGGUGCAAUGUGCACUACACUUCAUUUUGGUAAACUCAACAUAACAUUUGUUCAGUGGCCAGGGGAAAAAAUACACUGCCUGCAGCAAUUACAUUGUAUGGCAAGCUGUAUAAUCUCCAAGCAGAUCCUUCUGUAGCAGAUAGAGACAGUAUCCAAUGGCCAAGACCAACAGGCUGCCAAUCGCAAUAAAUACCAAUAAAUAGCUACUUA
Molecule: messenger RNA, 2818 nt
Organism: Branchiostoma belcheri (Belcher's lancelet)
Lineage: Eukaryota; Metazoa; Chordata; Leptocardii; Amphioxiformes; Branchiostomatidae
Product: protein SSUH2 homolog
Exons: 13
Coding region: 168-1559 (463 amino acids)
Source: RefSeq, a predicted model, not a curated record